Molecule: messenger RNA, 1047 nt
Organism: Biomphalaria glabrata
Lineage: Eukaryota; Metazoa; Mollusca; Gastropoda; Planorbidae
Exons: 1
Coding region: 1-1047 (348 amino acids)
Biological process (GO): G protein-coupled receptor signaling pathway
Cellular component (GO): membrane
Molecular function (GO): G protein-coupled receptor activity
Source: RefSeq, a predicted model, not a curated record
AUGGGGGAAGUUGUCAUCAUAAAUGCCACACAGGAGACCAUAGACAAUGAGGAUGUGUCCGAGACUGUCCUUUUUUAUUUUAAAUUCUGGUUCGGUCUUGUGGCCACCAACUGUCUGACUGCCCUCAGCUUUCUGACCAACAUAGUUAACAUGGUACUCUUCGUGAAGCAAGGUCUCAAAGAGAGGGUCAACUUCACCUUAUUUUGCCUGUCCAUCUGCGACUUGAUGGGGGCAGUAUUCGUCACCUCCCUGACCAGGGCGCUGUCUGGCGACGUUUGGAUUGCGGGAAUCGUCGUUGACUGGUCAUCCUACUUGUACGUUGUGGUCUGGGGCAGGAAUAUGUUCGUCGACCUCUCAACAGUACUGACCGUCUUUAUCUCCAUCGAGAGAUGUACAUGUGUGGUCACCCCCUUUUCUUUCAACACUUCUUUCAUCGCCAGAAAGUCCAAGUUAAUCGUGUUCACAAUAGUCAGCUUGGUUGUCGUGCUGUACCUUCCAAAUUUAGCGACAAUACGAUUCGAGACCAUCCAUAACGAAACAAAUAAUGUUUCAAUUUUCUUUUUAGAAUACACCGAAAUCUAUGUUUCGUUUCAGAAGUUCAACGAUUUCGUUUUUGGUUUUUUGGUUGCCUUUGGAUGCGAAAUCUGCAUCUUCGUCUGUGCUGUGCUGAUGUACAAGGGGCUUAAAAAGUCAUCCGAAGUUCGAAGAAACACUAUGAGCGCGAAGGAGCUUGCUGAAAGAGGCGCAGAUUCUCCAAGGCUGUCCAACAAGGAGCGGAGGGUGGUCAAGAUGAUUCUCGUGUUGGCUACGUUCUACAUGGUGACCACCAUGCCACAGCUGGUCGCAAUCUGGCUCAGACUUCUGCUUACUGACAUGCAGGACAAUCUGACCCUGAGUCUUUUCAUGUGCUACACCAUGGCCUACUCGUCUGCCCUCUAUGGUGCUUUUAGUGCUUUCAUUUAUUAUAACUUUAGCUCCAGCUACAGAGUAGCGCUGAGCCGUGUUUUCGGAAUAUAUAUUAGAAGAACGGAACUGACUAAAAUAUAA